Xyrichtys novacula (pearly razorfish) is the source of this 8804-nucleotide messenger RNA. The record is from the annotation of a GenBank genome assembly. Lineage: Eukaryota; Metazoa; Chordata; Actinopteri; Labriformes; Labridae.
CUUCUCCCACGUGACCGCCGCACGUUACACCUGCAGUUAGCCUCCAUACAUGCCGGUGAGUUUGUCAAAUUCAACGCUUUUAAACGUAUUUUAAUUUUGUGUCAGUAAUUUAAACAGUUAAUAUCAGAAAUAUAAGUUGUUGUCGUAAUUUUAUAUAUCUGAGCGAGCGUUUUUAAUGGAGCAGCUAGCAUGUUAGCUUUCAGCCUGAACUACAUUAAAAUAAGUUGCAGUUUAGAAGUUUUUGACUUUUUAGUAAGCAGACAAACCUGAUUUAACCAAAUUUAGAUAUUUUUUCAAAUCUUUAUGCUUCCGUGGAUACUUCGGCUAACUUUUGAUUAUUUUUACACGAUUAAAUUUUCGCACAGCCUCUUAAAUUGUAGUUUCUUCCACACUAGAUUGUCAUUUAGACCUGUUGGAGUUACGGGAUAUUUAAAAGUAACUGAAGUAGAUAAAAAAGGGACAGUUUGGUCCACGUUGAACCAACUCUGAAUUAUAAACAGAUUUAAUGUUAAGUUUAAUUUCCCUGUGUUUCAUUAAAGCUGUAAAGUCUGCUCUUUGGCUUAAACUCAGACCGCAUUAAAUCGGCAGAUUUUCGACAGGAGUUUGGUGGGAUGUUCUCUUCAAGUUUAUCGCUGAGAAACGGACCCAGGACAGCUGGAUAUCACUGACCCAGCUCUGAAUGUAGACACCUCUGUGACUGUUGUCUCCUCUGGGUGGUAAACAGGAGGACUAAUCCGCCAUCAUGGCCUCAAACCGGCUGAGCUUCAGGAACAUUACCGCCCUGGCUCCGAUGGUCCGGGUCGGGACUCUGCCCAUGAGGCUGCUGGCUCUGGACUACGGAGCUGAUGUGGUUUACUGUGAGGUGAGGGUGGAUGGAGACUUCAGCAGGACUUUAAAUCCUGAAUAAUAAAAGUGUUUAUAUAUGUAUCUGUGCUGUGUGUUUCAGGAGCUGAUUGACAUAAAGAUGGCGCAGUGUCAGAGGGUGGUCAACGGUGAGUCUUUACUGUUUAACUUUAAUUAUUUAACCAGGUAAGAACUCAUGACCUGGCCAAGAGGUCGACAGCACACAUCACAAUAAUCAAUAAUAAUUAUAAUAAUAAAGAAGAAUAAAAUGACCUCCAGAAACAGAAUUAAAAACACAAACACUGCUCCAGGGUCUCCCAAAGUCGGUCAUCUAAGAUUCAAUGAAAUGAUUCCAGCGAGAUUAUUCCGACAAUUUCAGGUCAGUCUGGAGAGAAUUCCACUCUGAAACUGAAAAACACUUUCCUGUCCAGUUCAGUUCAGAUUCAUGGAACAAUCAAACGGACGGUUUUGUUUGAGCGCAGGAUGUCGUGGCUUUCAGAUCACAUAAAUAAGAAGAAGCUGAGCCAAGAAGAACCUCAGAAAUUAGUGAGUUGACCUGUGAGUUCUCAGAGAAGGACAGACAGACUUGGCGUAAAGUUGGCAAUGAUGCGUUAGACGACAACAACCAGUAAGAAAUCUCAGUGUACAGUGAUGGACAGGAGUUAAAGGUGGUUUUUGUGGUGUAUAGAUAAAAACUCUUUAAAUACCAGUCAAUAGUUAUUAGUUAUUGAUGACAUUUGGUAAUAUAUCGAUAUCUCUGUGUUCUCUUAUGUCUGUGUCGUCAACAUUUGAACAUUUUUGAGCGGUCCGCUCUUUCUGACUGUAAACAAAGCCGUUCUCCACCUUUAAAAGAAAGAACCUUAAAAUCGACUCUAAAAGUCACAGGUAACCAACGCAGAGAUUUUAAAUUCGGUGUGAUCUGGGCUCUCUUCCUGGUCUUCGUCAGCAUGUGAGCAGCUGAGAAGAGAGCGCUGCAGAAGUCAAUUCUACAGGUGAUAAAAUAAUAUGAAAUAACAGACGAGUGUCUCUGACUUUAGAGCCUGCAGCCUCUCUCCUCAUUCACUCUGUCCCUCUGCUUAACUAACACACACCUGCAGGCUCAUGUCCUGUGUAGAUCUGUGUUUCCUGCUCUAGAUUCACACUCUCUCACCUGUUUUUCCUCUCAGAGGUGCUGCAGACGGUGGAUUUCGUCGCCCCAGAUGAUCGAGUGAUGUUCAGGACCUGUGAGAGGGAGAGGGGCCGAGUCGUCUUCCAGAUGGUGCGACAGAAAACCUUUUAGACCCUUUUAAAGAUGAUGAUGUAUUUUUUUUUUUACAGAUGUCUGUUGUAGAUAAACUCUAAAGUCUCUUUUUGGGUUUCAGGGGACUGCUGAUCCAGACCGAGCUCUGACUGUGGCCCAGCUGGUGUGAGUAACAGGACCACAAAACUAAAACCUGAAAUCUGAGCAGUUUGAUCCACAGCAGAUUAAACAACAGCGGACGCAUUUAUAACUAGUUUUUUAACUGCUAAGUAUAAAUUAUAAAUCUAACAACAACAACAGCUUUACGUCUGCUGAGGUCCACGUCAUGAAACAGUCACGUUUGUUUUAGUCUUAGGGUUUAGGAUCUAAAUUCAGGGUUGAAUUGAUCAGCUGCUGCCUCUGGAGUUUUCAGAUCACAGUUUUAAUGAGAACUUCAUCAUCGUCUUCAUCUUUAUGAAAUUGAUCAAUUUGCUCAUAAAAUGGGUUAGACAAAAAACGCGUCUGCAGCCGUAACAUUAGAUAAUGUCCCUUAAAUGAAAAUAUUCUUAUUUUUUUUUUACAUGUCGUUAUUUUCAGGGUUGUUUCUCUAUCGAUCGCUCACCUUAUUGAUUUUUUCUUAAUUUUUAUUUAUUAUCAUUUUAUCUUGAUGACACUCUGUAUCUGUUCUAACAGGCUCAUAUUACUUUAUAUAAUCAAUAUAACCACACUCACCCUCGUUAGGACCAUCUUCAAAUCAAUCAGAACUACAAUUCUUGAUCAUAUUAAAGAGGUUAAUGUCCUUUAACAUUCACACAAUUUACAGAUCAGACUUCAAAUCUGUAGUUCUGACCUUUUGCCAGCAGGUGGCGCCAUUUACCUGUUUUAGUCUGUGACUCUAAUCAGAGUAUUUAAUGAAGAAAGUUUUUAAGUUUAUGAAGACGACUGAAGACAAAUGACUGAUCCACUGAAAGAAGAAAACUGUUUGAACACAAAAUGAUUUUUUCUCCUUUUCUUGGAUAAAUUUGGACAUUUUUUCAAUGAAAUUUAAAAACAAUAAAUAAAUAAAGUUUAUGUCACAGACUGUGUCACUCUGAAAAUAAAAAAUCUAAAAUAUUAUUUUUUCAAAGAUUUAUCAUCGGCAUCAUGUGAACAAACAGGAACAUAAAGGGUUUUUUAUUAUUAUUUAUUAUUAUUUAUAUUUAUUUAUGAAUCUGUAUCCUGAAUCAAACCUUCUUCUGUUAAUAUUCCAGAUUAAAUACAGUCAUUAAUGAGCCAUCAGGUAUCCCAUGAUCCUUUGCUGAACCUCGUUUCAUUUUCAUUUUAUUAAUUUUUUUCGAACAUGUGCGUGCAGUAAGAAUAUUCAAAACAACAAUAAUAAUAAUCAAAGCAAAAAAGUUAAAAUAAAAUAAAAAAAUGAAAAACUAAUAAUAAAAAUAAUGUGAACCCAACACGUCUGAAAAGGAGGAGAAUUAUGAAGCAUUAUGCUUUUUUUUAAACCUACCCCUUCUCCUUUACUCAAUAAACAGUCGGUCUUUAGAAAAAUUAAAUUAUUUUAACAAAAAAAUAAAAUAUAAAUAGAAUAAAUAAGUUCAUUAAUCCUUUGAGAAAACAGCCGAUAGUUAAAGCUCCUCUUCUUCCUCCCUGUUCCUGCUGAGAACCGUGUUUUUGUCUAUCAGGCAGAAGGACGUCGCUGCGGUCGACGUGAACAUGGGCUGUCCUAAAGAAUACUCCACCAAGGUGAGUUUUCCCUCACUGACCACCUGCUGCUCUGACCUUUGACCUCUGUCUGACCUCUCCUGCUGACCUCUUACAGGGCGGGAUGGGAGCUGCUCUUCUGUCGAACCCGGACAGGAUUGAGGCGGUGAGUGUUUCAGUUUCUUUGUUUCUUAGUGAAGGAUAAAAUAAAUCUAAAGUGUAAAAAAAAGUCCGCUCCUGUCUGUUUGUCUUUUGUCUGAUUUGUUGACGAUGUUUCUCUUGAGAUCACAGAUUAAAGCUCCUCUGCAGUUUUCAGUCUCCUAACGAGAACUUUGGUUCGUCUCUUUUCUCUCCCUGUAGAUCCUGAAGAAGCUGGUCUCAGGACUCGACAUCCCGGUCACCUGCAAAAUCCGAAUCCUGCCCUCGGUGAGAUUAUCCGUCUCUAAGGACGUCUGACACAUGAGGCCGUAAAUCGAAUAUUUCAAUCUGGUUUCAGUUGGAGGUCCUUUAAAAUCUUUAAUCGUUCAUAAUUACAGGAGAAUAACGGGAAUAAUCCAGGGUUUAUUUAGACCCUUCAGGAGGAUUUAUGGGUCAGAUUUACGAGCCGUCUUCAAACAUCAGCUGGGACUAACUUCUGUCUCUGUAGGUGGAGGAGACCAUCAGUCUGGUUCAGAGGAUCGAGAGGACGGGCGUGUCUGCGAUCGCCGUUCACGGCAGGUAAACAGCAGCUCAGAUCUGUAAUCUCACCUUUUCUCGAUCCGAUGUUCCAGUUUUGUGAUUUAAAGGAUCGUGUCUGUGUUUCCACGCUCUCCUGAAAGUUUCCUCGUUUGUUUUUGGCGCUCAGGUUUAAAGACGAGCGUCCCAGACACCCCGUCCACUGUGACUACAUCCAGGCCGUCGCUCAGACCGUUUCCAUCCCCGUCAUCGCGAAGUGAGACCCCAAAAUAAAACCGAACACUGACCUGUGUUUUCAGUAAAUCUGAUCCUUCUGUGUUUCCUCUGAUUUCUACAUAACUCUGUUCGUUCCUCGUCUUCCUCUCUCGUAGCGGCGGCUCCUCUGACCCGGUGAAAACAAACGCCGACAUUGAGGAGUUCAGGAAGGCCACGGGCGCCUCGUCCGUCAUGUUGGCCCGCGCCGCCAUGUGGAACGCCUCCGUGUUCGCCAAGCAGGGACCUCAUCCUGUGGAGAAAGUGAUGGAGGAGUAUCUGAAAUACGUGCGUCUCUGAACCCUCCCUGAGUUUUCGGUUUCUUCUCCUCGUCUGUUGAAGGUUUUUGGUCGUUUCUGAUCAUUCAUGGUCGUCUGGUUUCUCCUCAGGCGAUCCGGUACGACAACAACGCCUUCAACACCAAGUACUGUCUGUGUCAGAUGCUGAGGGAUAAGGUGGAGUCUCCUCUGGGGAAGAAGGUGCAGGCGGCUCAGACCAACGCCGAGAUCAGGUACUGGACUUCCCUGCAGCUACAGCGUCACACUCCUGAGGACGGUUUCUCAUGGCGUCUUUGUCUGCGUUUCAGCGAGGCGUACGGCCUGCAGGAGUUCUACCAGCAGAUCCAGGACCAGCUGCAGACCAGGAGGGACGCCCUGCAGAGCAGCAGCCUGCCAGACCGACCCGUGAUGGAGGGAGACGUCACGACCAUGGCGGUGAAGUUUGAGCGGUCGGUCAUCAGGCUGAAAAAACAGAAUCUGACGUUGUCUGAGAUUUUCCCCAGAUGACUGAUCUGGACCUGGUCUGUGGUUUCAGGAGGGAGUACCCGCCUCAGAUCACCCCCAAGAUGUUCCUGCUGGAGUGGAGCCGCAGAGAGAAGCUGGAACAGCCGCUCUAUGAGAUCGUAAGAGACGCCGAGUCAAAGACGUUAAUCCGUCAAUCAGUUAAUAUUAACCACAAAUUUUCACCACAUCCGGAAUAGCGGCGAUUUCCACCGUCCGCCAAUUCUGACCAGAUCCGUUUGUGAGGCGAAUUUCGUGACGGAUUACAGACAGCAGGAAUCACAAGAACUCAGAAGAACCUGCAGAUUCACGUUCAAUCUCACGAUAACGAGUUGUCUCUCUAAAGACAGACACAUAGACAUAUAAGCAGUAGAUUGUGUCCUUCCAGAGGAGGAAAUCUACUUCUAGACUUCUAGAAUCAGCAUCUCCUCAUCCAUGGUGUCAUCGGGGUGAAAUGACGUCUAAAAACCUUUCACUUGUUCGUCUCCGUCUCUUAUUUUGAAAAGAAGCCGGAUGUUUUAUUUUGUGUCUGUGCCCGACUUCCUUUCCAGCACGGGUUCAUCUGUGCUGAAUUUAUCCGCCAUGCUCCGGCGUCCAGAAAAAAUAGAACUCUUGUGAUCAGCUGAGGAGUCCGGCGAUCCGCAGAGGAACGGAAAGAAGUCGGUGUAAAUUGACACGUUAACUUGAAUGUUUACGAUCAGCUACGAUCGGAGGAUACGACCUUUUAGGAGACGAUCAGGAUGAAGGUGGAGAUUGAGGGUAAUGAGUGACAAGGCGUUAAUCUAAUCAAUAACACAAAAUGUUUGACUUUUUCCGACGAGUCAAAAAUAUUUCCUGAACUUUUUUUCUUAUUUUCACGAGGCCGUUUUUCAAGGCACCUGGAAGAAAGGAAUCGUUAAGCUAAAAUGUUAAUGAUGUCAAUGGAUUGAACCAUUUGGAACCGGCUCUCAACAAGAACCGGUUCUCGAUUCUCAUCCCCAUUAAAGUCUGAGUUGUUUUCAGGUGCAGCGCUCUCAGGAUCGAGCGUUUCAGGCCACCGUCACCGUAGCAGACAAGAAGUACAGAUCCUCACUGUGGUCAGUACACACACACACACACACACACACACACUUGUUCACCUUCACUCACCUGAAAAUUUCUGGAAACUUACAGGAGUUUGAAAGUGGAGUUUAGAGUUUAAUUAAGUGUCUGAUAGAAAAGAGUCAAAUCCUCCUCGUUUGAUUCGCCUGUUCUCUCUCAUCCGUCCUGAAUUUUCCUGACUUUUACCUGCUGCGUCACACCUGCAGCUCACCUGAAGGAUGUCAGGAUAUUUUGGGUAGUUGACAGUAUAUCGUUAAAGUCGGCGCUCGAGGCUUGAAUGUCGUUUUUGUUUUCCAGGGAGAAGUCGAAGAAGUUUGCCGAACAAGCUGCCGCCAUCGUCUGCCUCAGAGUCCUGGGAAUACCUGAAGGUCGUAUCGGCGAGGAAGACUCCGGCCUCGUCUGUAAGAGGAAGAGAGAGAGGAAGCUCAACGGCACCACCGAAGAAGAAGAAACAGAAGGGAGUAAGAAACGACACGUGGUGGAUAUAAAACGGAGAGCUAACGGGGACGAUCAUGAAGCAGACGCUCCUCCAGAACAAACUUAGAGUUGGUGAAGCGAGUGUCAGGACGCAGAGAAACGUGUUUUUAAGUUUGAUGAGACUCUCCUGAGACUGAACGUUCACGUGGAGAAACAGAACAGAUCCACUUUUUCUGUUUGGACAUUUCUGAUCGUCAAAAAAGAGUUUCUGAAACUCAAACCGAAGCUGCUCGACUCGCCGUCUUUACGUUCUUCAACUUUGACCCCUCAGUAAAACCUGAAUUUACCUCCUCCUCCUCAGACUGGGGUCUUCUGUGCGAACAUCUCGUCUUCCACGAACAAAAACUUUUCACCCCGCUGACUCGACACAUUCAGGUCAGAGUUUUUGUCUUGACCUCUGUGCCUUCAGGAACUUUUUCUAUGAUUUUGAGACGGACUGAAGAGACGCGUCAUUGGCCUUAUUUUUGCAGAUUAAGACAGGUUUGGAAUUCUGGAAAUUUUGGGACAAAGCACCUAAAAAUAUUGGGGAUGAGGUUCAGACAUUUUCAGGUGUCGUUAGCCCUCCGUGGUCUUUUGGGUUAUCAUCCGUCUGAUGAUAAAAACAUCAUCGCUUCUUCUUUCUUUGAAUUUUCCUGAAUUUUUCCUGCUGCGUUUUCACAUCGGCUCAUUUCGACUUCUUGUGGAAAUUUCUCUCUUGGGUUUGGAAAGUUCUCUUGUAAAUUCAGGACGGAAACUUCAGUUUGCAUGCGCGAGAGCUGAUCCCAGAAAGUUUCAGGAAUUUUUUUGUAUGAUUUUGAGACGGACUGAAGAGACACAUCAUUGGCCUUAUUUUUGCAGAUUAAGACAGAUUCACAUUUCUGGAAAUCUGGGGACAAAGCACCUAAAAAUAUCGGGGAUGAGGUUCAGACAUUUUCAGGGAAAAUUUGGGAUCUUUGUAGGAGCUCUUCCUCCCCUUUUUUUGUUUUAGAUUUUCACACGUCCCUCAACAUCGCAGCCUUCCCCAGAAAGCGAAACGAUGACCUCCUCUGACCUCGGGUGUCAUUACGCAUCCUCGGUCUUUUUGGUUAAAACAUCAUCACUUCUUCUUUCUUUUGAAUUUUCCUGAGUUUUUCCUGCUGCGUUUUCACAUCAGCUCAUUUCGACUUCUUGUGGAAAUUUCUCUCUUUGAAUUGGAAAAUUUUCCUGUAAAUUCAGGACGGAAACUUCAGUUUGCAAGCGCGAGAGCUGAACCUGAAUAUUUUCAGGAUUUUUUUUGUAUAAUUUUGAGACGGACUGAAGACACAUCAUUGGCCUUAUUUUUGCAGAUUAAGACAGGUUCACAUUUCUGGAAAUUUGGGGACAAAGCACCUAAAAAUAUCGGGGAUGAGGUUCAGACAUUUUCAGAGAAAAUUUGGGAUCUUUGUAGGAGCUCUUCCUCCCCUUUUUUUGUUUUAGAUUUUCACACGUCCCUCAACAUCACAGCCUUCCCCAGAAAGCGACACGAUGACCUCCUCUGACCUCGGGUGUCAUUACCCAUCCUCGGUCUUUUUGGUAAAAACGUCAUCGCUUCGUCUUUCUUUGAAUUUUCCUGAAUUUUUCCUGCUGCGUUUUUACAUCGGCUCAUUUUUACCUCAUGUGGAAAUUUCUCUCUUGGAAUUUGAAGUUUCUGUCCUGAAUUUACAGGAAAAUUUUCCGUCUGCAUGCACGAGAGCUGAUCCUGGAAAGUUUUUGUGCAUGUGUGAAUGCUGGAUUAUUGAGUUUACUGUCAUUUUUAUGACGUCUGAAUACAGAGAAGUGAAAAACGC